Gavia stellata (red-throated loon) is the source of this 1613-nucleotide messenger RNA. RefSeq names its product high mobility group nucleosomal binding domain 3 (gene HMGN3). Gene Ontology annotation, cellular component: chromatin; nucleus. The record is from RefSeq and is a predicted model, not a curated record. NCBI's taxonomy places the organism in Eukaryota, Metazoa, Chordata, Aves, Gaviiformes, Gaviidae. Gene Ontology annotation, biological process: chromatin organization. Bases 29 to 358 code for a protein of 109 amino acids. Gene Ontology annotation, molecular function: nucleosomal DNA binding. The transcript has 6 exons.
GGUAAAAGGAGGAGGGGAGAGGCAAGCCAUGUUUAAAACAAACUACACCCUUCUCCUCGCCUCCCGCGGCAGACCCUCUCCAGAGGGUGCUGAAGGCAAGGAUGCAGCAAAAGUAACUAAACAAGAGCCCACUAGACGAUCAGCAAGAUUGUCAGCUAAACCUGCUCCACCAAAACCUGAACCCAAACCAAGGAAAACCACGAAGAAGGAACCUGGAACAAAGGCCAACAAAGGUGCUAAAGGGAAGAAGGAUGAAAAGCAAGAAGCUGCAAAGGAAGGUACUACACCAUCUGAAAAUGGUGAAAAUAAAGCUGAAGAGGCUCAGAAAACUGAAUCUGUAGGUGACAAGAAUGAAUGAAAUAUCAUGAAAAUUUUGGGUUGAUUUUAUGUACCUCUUGGACAACUUUUAAAAGAUAUUUUUAUCAAGUAUUUUGUAAAUGCUAAUUUUUUUAGGACUAUGAUAGUUGACAUAUUAAACUGUAUAUGAACGUUUCCCUUCUCAUAACAGUGCUUUUAGAAAUUCCCAUUGUUGCCAAGUAAUAUAAAUAUCAACUUAAUAUUGCAAGGUAUGUGUAAAAUUGGAUCAGCAUUCCAUACACUUGCUUUAAGAAGUUAAGUCUUGUGCAUAUGGUGAUGUUUUUACUGUGUGUAUUUGAAUUUUUCAUGCAGUUUUUCUAGAGCAAUAAUCAGUGGUGCUUUUGUACUUAGGGUUUAUGUGAUUUUAAUGAAACAUGGAUAGAUGUGGCCACCUGCUGACUAUUUUGGGUUCUUUUAAUGGAUUAAAAUAAAAGGUCUCCUUGCCUGCAAAACUACAGUCUCAUAAUGUUUUCUCUAAAUCUGAGGAAUGCCUUAUUCACAUUUUCAGCUGUUACAAGGAAGACUAAAUGAUUUAGCAACAAUUAUUUUGCAUGCAGUCUAUUUGCUUUUUUGCUGAUGUCUGAUUAAAAAAUACCCACACAGGAGUAGCAGGCUGGGAUUUUCAGUGGCCCACAACUUAAGGGACUUACAGAUACAUUCUUCAGAUACACUGUCACAGCGCGAGUAGAGUUGCAAUACUCUAUCAGGAUCUUGUGUCUGUAACGAGCUAUCAAUACAGAAUGAAUUGCUUGAUUGAUAGAGACAUACAGUAACUUAAAAGUAGCUUCGUUUCUCCCCCACUCUCUUUUCAGUAACUACAGAAGGCUUGUGUCGUACUCUGUGGAAACCUUUCUUUCUAUCUGCAGCCUCAAAUUUAAUAUAAAUAGUAAUUGCUGUUCUGCUUCAGCUGAGGACAGUUGUUAAUACAUCAAAAUCGCUGUUAAACAGCACUAUAUAUUUGGUACCUGGUAGAAAUGGAACAAUGAAAGUUAUUUUUGAGGUGAUGUGGUGGAUUAGCUAAUGAUUUUUUUUUUUAGUGUCCAUGUUUCAACUCUGCAGCUCAUUCUAAGUGUGUUUUAUAAUUUUUCUCCUUCGCUUUUCUCUAGGGGUCCUGGUAUUUCUAUUGUUACUUCUGGGAUGGGAGGGGUGAGAGAAAGGAUGUUCCCUGUUCUUCAGUAGCACUGAUUUGUAUUGCUCGAGUGGUGGCCAUUAUGUCUGAGGAUACCUAUUGCUUGUUUAAGUCAAUAAAUAAACGA